UGUGGACCACCCAUGCCUGUCCAGUAAAAACAUGGCGGUCUAAUGGAGGCAGAUUGUACAUUCCGGUGAACUGAAUAUCCACAAACACGGCGGACGGCGUUCGCAGCUCACCGGUCACGAUAGAACAGCCACCGAGCGCGCGUGUCGGUAAUGUCCCCGUGGAUAAAGUGAUAAUUUACGGCGACGUUCUUGGAAGCAGCGUUUGGGAUUUGAUACUGUGUGACCCGAGCCUGGCUUCCCGGACUCGGUGCAACGUUUUUAAGCCUUCGCCACUGGAAGAGGGAGCCCUGCUGUCACGGCAGUAGCAAAAACGGACUGAGAAGAAACUUGGUCCACACAUGAGGAGGCAUCUGACGAGGUAGCACAGGAAACCCAGAGGUCAUGGAUCCGUCUGACUCUGGACAAGGGGAAGAGAAGCCACCGGAGGAGCACAAGUGUCUACCACCCAGCUCUAGAGGACGACAACGGAGGAGCAAUCCCAAAUUUUCAGAUUACGAGACUGAAAAAUCACCAAAAGGGAGCCCAAGGAAAGGGAGGACACCCUCUCAAAGGGCUUUGGCUAAGAGUAAAGAAGGUGGAGACAACCAAGCAAUGGACAAAAUGGCUCCUGAAUGUGACAUGACACCCGUAAAGGAGACUCCUAAAAAAGCGAGGAAGACUCCGUCAAAAAAGACUCCCGCAAAAAAGACACCCACAAAAAAGACUCCUGCAAAAAAGACUCCCGCCAAAAAAACUCCCACCCCAAAAUCUCCCAGCACUGACGGUGGCCUCCUCCCGACUGUAGAGGACGGAGUUGUGGAUGCUGUGCAUCAGGAAAAUGGGACACCAAAGCCAAAGAGGAAAUAUGUGAAAAAGCAGAAACCACCGCCUGUCGUAGAAUCACCGAGAGAUAAACCUGAGGAGGAGGAGGAGGAGGUGGAGCCGGGAGGACGUCGCAGGAGAGGAGCAGCAAAAAUGGCGUUAAAGUAUCUCCAGACUCUGGCCAAAGAGGUGUUCAAUCAUCCCCAUGAAGACACUGACCCUAAAUCCAACAAUAAAGAGGGGAAAACUCCCAAAGGACGUAAAGGGAAGAAGAGGAAAUUUUCUGAUGUGAACAGUGAUUCUGAAAACGAUGACGACUUUGUGCCGGGGGUCGAGGACGACGACGCCGAGGAGUUGGAAGACGACGAAGAGCCGGACGAGUUGGACCUGGACGUGGAUAUGGGCAAAGGCUUUCUCAGGAAGCAAUGCAAAACUAUGGCCUCCAAAACCAAUGGUCGCAAGGGCCUCGUACUGAACAUCAAGACACUUGUCCUGGACUUUGUUGAAACGACAAAGAAAUUCCGUGAGGAUUAUUUCAGCAACUGGGCGUUUCCAGACUGGAUCCCCUCCACCAACAAGUGGAACCUCGUACCACAAAAUGAUUUGGAGAAAUAUCUGCCUCAGGAGCUUCAUUCAGCUGCUUUCAAAGUGUCCAGAGAAGGACUCGGUCGUGAGGAGACGCCUCUGCAAAGUCUCAACAGGUUUGAAGCAGUGUCCGCUCACCCGGGACGCUGGGAUAUGUCGCUGUACACGGGAGGACCGGUUUGGUCCAUGGAGUGGUGUCCGACACCCGACGGCACUCCGGCCACGCAGUACAUCGCUCUGGCUUGUCAUCGAGGCAUGGACGAUCGGCACUACGUCCACAAGAUGUACGGUGGACCUGGACUCGUUCAGCUGUGGGAUGUGGGGACGCUGGAGUACAACCGCUGCCCUGACUCUCGGCCUUUUCUGGCUUACGGUUUAGCUCAGGACAAAGGAUUCAUCUGGAUUCUGAAGUGGUGUCCUGCAGGAGGAUGGGAGCUUCCGAGCCGCAGCAGACAGGCUCCUUUCCUGCCCAGACUUGGUCUCCUGGCAGUUGCCACCUCCAGUGGUGUGGUCACCAUCUACAGCUUGCCCCACCCUGACGCUCUGCACGCCAGCAAGGAGCUCCACAACUCUGGAGAAACCAACCAGCAGUUGCCGAUAUAUAAGGCAGAAGGAGUCGUGACUCUGAAGCUGGGCUCGUUGAAAAAACCCCGCCUCGACAGAAGUGGACAAGUCCUGUCCCUGGACUGGGUGCCUGAAAAACCACACAAUAUAAUAGCUAUUGGAUUCUAUGAUGGAACAAUAGGUUUUUGGGAUCUUUCCACAAAAUCAUCGUUGUUACAAGUGCGAGAGUCCGACAGAUCGCUGACUCUGCUGCCCUACCGAUGCUUAUUCGCUCAUGACCAAGGUGUCCGGAGCCUGGCCUUUUGUCCCGCCUCCAGAUCCCUGAUGGUGACGGCGGGCGAGGACCGUCUCGUGAAGUUGUGGGACCUGAGGAGGCCCGACGCUCCCAUCACUGUUCAGAAACGACAUGUGACCAAUGAAAUCUGUUGGCCCCUGAACGCACCGGGAAUGAUGAUGGCCCAGGACAUGGCCUACAUAGCGAAGGGUUCACAAGGUGUCCAUUACUUUGACCAUCAUCUGAACUCCUUUUUUGCAAUUCCUAGGACUGGCACAGUCUGGUCUCUGUCGUACAGCGAUUGGUUGAACUGCGUGGUGACGGCUGACAGCCUCGGCGAGGUGAUCUUAGCGCUUUUACCUCAGACCAGCUUCUCUCCUCCUCCGUACCACAAACGCACGGCAGAUAAACGAAUUCCCAUCUAUGUCACGUCUCUGGUGCCUAACGGUACCACAGAAGAAGAAGAAAAUGAAGCGGUAGAAGGAGGAGAAGGUGGCGAGGAGGAAGAGGAGGAAGUGGCUGCUGAAGAGCAGGAAGCAGGAGAACAUGACACUGGAUCUGAAGGAGCGGAUGAGAACGGUACUGAAAACAGAAGAGGAGGACGAGGAAGAGGCCAGAACAACAAAUGUCCUCCUCUGCGCUUCCAGACGUUCAGAGAGGCCGUGAAGAAAUACUGCCUUCACCACACAGACACUGACAUGCACACGUUUAAAGGAUACGACAAGCGAGCGACGUGGAAACGCAUGAAAAACACAGAAGUGAAGGCCAAGUUGAACCUGGACGACAUGACACUGGCUGCAGUACAUAAGGUUCGCUUCAACCCAAACCUGCGCUGCCACGUGUGGCUGGCGACGGGAGGACAGACGGGCGUCGUGCGACUCAACUGUCUGAAGUUACUGCUCGGUGAUCGCAUCAAAGAAGUGAUCGGCAGGAGCCACACCAAUUUCAGUGCUCUCCACGAGCCCAAAGACCAGGAGGAGACUCCGGAGGAGACUCCGGAGGAGACUCCGGCGCAGACUCCACCAGAUCCGCUAUAGCACGAGUCCAGAACUUGAACCAGAACCUGAAUGUAGACCACACAGUCACACGAGAGACAAAGCUGUCUCUCGUGUAAAUAUUUUAAAAACCAUGGAAACGAUUAUAAUUCUACGUUUACUGUUAAUCAUUUUUGGUUUAAUUCUUUUUUAAGUCGCCAUUUGCUUCAUAAAAGACAAAUUAUUGACCUUAGCAACUUUAAAUUAAAGUAGGAAAACAUGUCAGAUCAUUAUUCACUCCCCCUAGUGGGUGUUUCAGGUUAACGCGGAAAUUGAUCUUAACACUGCGACCUUUAAGUUUGUAUUAAUUAUUGAUCACCAGUAGAUCAGUUACGGCUUCUUCGUUAUUUCUUAUUUACCGUAUAAGUAACCUAUAAAUAUCGCAGUAAACCGGGAGUUCGGAGGCAGUUAUUUAUCGUCAGUCAAUCAAGUCUCAGGAAAAGUUAUGAAGCCCUGCUGCUCUUGUUUAAGUCGUGAUAAAUUUAUUAUGAAUAACUUCCUGACCUGGAGUUGAUGUCGCGGCAGUGGGUUGGUGCUCUUUAACGUUACGAUUUCAUCUGUUUACGUUCGUUUUGUUUUGGCAAACUCGUCCAUUUAUUACCUGUGAAACAUUCCGUUGGCAGGUCAUGAGAAUUUCUUACUUUCCUUUUAAGAUUUUCUUGCCUUACGAGCGCAAUUACGCGCAGUGUCGUUUAUCGACGCUGAUCUUGUCCAGUUGUUUUGUCCGAAUUCUUCUUUUGGUGCGUAGAUGGGCUGCACAAAAAAAUGCAAAUACACGCCAUAUUCACCUUUUAUAUAUUUUUGAAACAUUAUGUCACAUAAAUGUGUAUAACGCAAAUAACGCAAAUUUAGUAUCUCUUUACGUAGUUACAACAUUAGCCUUAAAACACUUCACACUUUCACAAAACUUCACGAUUUUUGUUGGUGUUUUAAAAAACAACCAUGGAAAUUUUACAGUGUCCCUUUAAACUAAUUUCCGCUGCUGUAUUUUUGUAAUUUAUCUUUUCUCUUAAAAAAUAAAUAAAUAAAACUCUUGGGUAAUACUUGAAUAUUUUUUUUAGAAAAUAAAUGGAUGUAUCGUUUAUAAACAUUUUAGGUGUUUUUUUUUCUCUUUCUCUUCUCCUGUUUGAGUCUGAUAAUUCAAAAGGAUUAAAUUCAAAUUAGCGGGUGUGGUUCAGCGAAAUCCCAUCUAAUCCCAUUUAUUUUUCUGUGUCUGCAGAAAUGAUUUAUAUAUGAAUAAAACUUAAUAUUGACAGUAUUAUCUUUAACUUAUCAGACUGUACAAGACCUGCUCUUAUUCUGUUUUGCUCUGUUAUGUUUUAUAAUAAAGAAAAACUGAAUAAAUAAAUAAUACAUU
This is a messenger RNA of Solea solea (common sole), 4615 nucleotides long. It is a transcript of the gene gtf3c2, whose product is annotated as general transcription factor IIIC, polypeptide 2, beta. Gene Ontology annotation, molecular function: protein binding. Gene Ontology annotation, cellular component: transcription factor TFIIIC complex. The transcript is spliced from 20 exons. The record is from RefSeq and is a predicted model, not a curated record. The coding region runs from base 382 to 3261 and encodes 959 amino acids. Gene Ontology annotation, biological process: transcription by RNA polymerase III. NCBI's taxonomy places the organism in Eukaryota, Metazoa, Chordata, Actinopteri, Pleuronectiformes, Soleidae.